Hippocampus zosterae (dwarf seahorse) is the source of this 3718-nucleotide messenger RNA. It is a transcript of the gene senp1, whose product is annotated as SUMO specific peptidase 1. Gene Ontology annotation, biological process: protein desumoylation. The transcript has 18 exons. Gene Ontology annotation, cellular component: nucleus. Gene Ontology annotation, molecular function: deSUMOylase activity. The record is from RefSeq and is a predicted model, not a curated record. Bases 480 to 2609 code for a protein of 709 amino acids. Lineage: Eukaryota; Metazoa; Chordata; Actinopteri; Syngnathiformes; Syngnathidae.
UCUCCCAGCCGGCCAAUCAAAUACAUCAAUAGUGAAGCACACUGUUCGGCCAUGUUGUGGUUUUGAAUGAGGAAGAAGCGGGAGAUAGUCGUCUUCAACGAGUUUUUUCACCAACUAACGUAUCGUUGAGGAUAUUAAACGGCGUAGUAUGAGACACUACACCAUAACGGGCAUUCCGAAUGCAGUGGUUGCCACCUCUCGCCUUGCUGUCGUCAUUUAGAAAUAGUUUUGGAAAUUAGCCGCGUUGCUAACAACGUUUUGGCUAGCAAGCGCGUUAGCAUUGCUAUCAGGUAGGCUAGCAAAAUAUCCGUUAGCUAACUACCGGUUCGUGGAAACUCUUGGAAUUCGCCCUGUUUCAUGCGUCUCGCUCGAAUGAUUCGCACGAGGUUUAUUUGUGUUGGCUCCAAAGGCCGCUAGACGCCUCUCACUUGAAGCCAUUUACUAAUAAACCAGCGGCGUAAUUGAGCAAACUUCAAACCAUGCUGAAUAAAUUGUACGAAUGGGUAGAGUCAAGCUUUGGCAAUAUUCGGAAUGGCCUUCCAGCUGUGGAACAGUCUCCUUCAGACCGGUCACCCGGUGAUGAUGACAUUAGGUUGAGACGGAAAAGACGAAUUGAAUGCUUGAAGGAGGGGCAUGGAGGAGACCAAAAUGAACUUCCAGUGAAGAAAUCUCGAAUGGGAGACCUUAUUGACACGGUCAAGAUCGCAGCUGAAGGACUAAAGAAUCGGAGCUCGAGUGUGGCGACAUGGAUGAAGAACAGCGUUAGUCCUACCCUGAGAAACAUCCUGCCUGCUUCCUCUCCUCAGUCUCUUGAGCUUCACACACUGCCAUCAGCAUCAGCAGCAAGAUGGACAACACUUCCAAACUCAGAAGUAAACUUGCUGGAUCAGACGUUUGCUGCUCCCGCUUCCAGUUUGGAGUGGAAAAUGCCCAAAUCCGUAUGCAGGCGACAUGUGAACAUGAGUCCUGCUCAUCAGGAAGUUCCAAAAAUAAAUGGGCACCCAUGCAGCUUGCCCCCCCAAAUCAUGCAGAAAUUGCCUCCCUCUGCAUGGCUCAGCAGGCCCAUAAACCUCAGAAAAUAUGGCACACCAAGUGUGCCAAGUGGAGGGUCCACAACAAGCAGCUCCUCUACCAGCAUGUAUGACAAGACGUUUCCAAUCAAAGUACCGCAGAGGACGUCACGCAGAACUUCAGCGUGCCACAUACCUCAGGCCAGAACCCGUUGCACAGCACAGGAGUCUGUUCAUUUAGAGGAGAAGGAGGCAUACAGGCAGCUUCUGACCAUUGUCUCAGGCGGCCAGUCGUGUCUCGUCAACGGCCACUCCUCCUCCAUCGCGAGGUCGCAGAGAGAUUUCACCAGCUUCCUGAGCCCCAGCCGCAGACUGCUACACUUGUCUUCAUUCGCCGGUUCAGUGGCAGGGGAUAUUCCUGAGGAAGCCGGCAGCCCUCUCAGCACCAGGGACGCGUCGAGCCGGAGCUCCAGCAACCUUCCCAGCCCAGUGGCCGCCUCUUGCAAGCCAGGGAACUACGAGACGGGGUCUGUUGAUGCGGACUUCAGCUGCAGUCAACCCUCCCUGUCCUCUGUGCUGGACACUUGCUCUCAGGAUACUGAGUCAUCAGCACAUGAUGGCGACUCUGUUAUUAUUGUAAAUGAGCAAAAGAGUAAAAAGCAAGACGCCACAAGCAUGCCAUGUUUUCAAGCUGAGUUAUGGAUCAAAGAAUUAACAAGCAUUUAUGACUCUCGGGCAAGAGAAAGGCGAAGACAGAUUGAGGAGCAGGAGGCCUUGGCUGCCCAGCUGCUGCGCCAGCGGCUGUCUGAAGGAGGCCAACGCAGCACAAAUGUGGAGGUUCAUGUUCGAGUUCCUUUGGAGAAGGAGAUUCCGUUGACUCUGGUUAUAGAAGAGUCCUCGUUUUUGGACGACAAGCCAGAAUUCCCACAACUCACAGAGGAAAUGGAGGCACAAGUGGACAAGGUGUUAAGACGCGGGAGUCCUGAUGAAGUGUUCAGUGAGGGUUUCGGUCUCAGUCUGACACGCAAAGAUCUGCAGACGCUCAGUGGGCUGAGCUGGCUAAAUGAUGAGGUGAUAAAUUUUUACAUGAAUCUGCUGGUGGAGCGGAGCAAAGGGCCCAAGCUGCCUUCCGUCAACACAUUCAGCACCUUCUUCUAUCCCAAACUACGCAGCAGCGGCUACUCCGCUGUCCGCCGCUGGACCAAAAAGAUGGACAUCUUUUCCAAAGACAUCCUGUUGGUUCCCGUCCACCUGAGUAUGCACUGGUGCCUCUCUGUGGUGGAUUUUCGCAAAAAGGCUGUCACCUACUUUGACUCCAUGGGAGGAAACAAUGAUGACGCAUGCAAACUGUUGUUUGAUUACCUGCAACAAGAAAGCAAGGACAAAAAGGGCAAAGAACUGGAUACCACAGGCUGGACUUUACACAGCAAAAAGCGCAAUGAAAUCCCACAGCAGAUGAACGGCAGUGACUGCGGAAUGUUCACAUGCAAAUAUGCAGAUUACAUUACCAAAGACAAGCCCAUCACAUUCACACAGAAGCAGAUGCCAUAUUUUAGGAGGAGGAUGGUUUGGGAGAUAGUCAACCAGAAGCUGUUAUGAAUGUGGUUUUGGAGGGCACAUUUAGUUUUCUUGCAACACCAGCUCAUCAGAUCAGGGACCGACGCUGCCACUCUCUCACCUUGGUCCACAGGGUGCUGCUGGAGCACCAAGCACUGCCUCCCAGGCCCCUACCCGGGGUUGGAGUUACGUUUCGGCCUCCUUGCGUGCGUGCGCGCACACACACGCACGCACGCACACACACAAAGACACACACUAAAAUAAAAACAAAAGUGAGUCUUACAACCACGAUAGCCAUGAUCCUGGAACUCAUGUUUGAGUUCCAUGAAACUCGAACAUUACUCGGUCAGGAUUACAAAGUGUCACUGCAGGCAGGGAUCUUCACACAAUGCAAUUUUACAUGUCUUAUGAGCAUUGAAUGCAUUUGUCGCAAGUAAAUUCAAUAUUGAGUUGUGAUGUGGAUAAAAGAUUCACACCAAAUUGACUGACUUUAUGAGAGCUCAGGUGCAUAACUCAAAUUCUGACUGCCCCACUUUUGGGUUUUAUUGUGACUGUUGGCUCAUGCAUGGAGCAUCCUUUUAGUCUAACCGCUGCAGGUUUUGUCAGCAAAGUCAUUGUCGCUCACCAGUCAGUUACAGUGUUGGGCUUGAAGCAGAGAUGUGUCUUGGUGGCAGACAAGUGUGUAUUUUAUCAUAGCAACAUAAUGUACUUCUGUACAGGAAAAUUAAAUAAGCCAACAAAACAAAACUCCAUGGAGCCUUACUAUUGGGCCAUGCAGGUUGUACUUUAGUUUCCUGUAAUAUGCACAUUUCCAUUACAAAAUAGAACUAUUUUUGUAAUUUGAUUAGCACGUUAUUGGAAUGCUGUUUUGCUUUGCUGUUGACCAGCAGGUGAACCCAAGUUCAGUAUCGAUUGUGGUCUUAGUCCCCUGAAAAGGAAGGCUGAAAACAAAACUUCAUUUCCUCACUGAUGAGUCUUUAUCAUAGAUUGUAAAUUAAGGUUCAAAUUCUAUUUUAUGGAUGUGAGUCAACAUUUUUUGAUAUAUUCAGAAUAUUUUAAACUUUGUAUAUAUUUUAAACUUCAAGUUUUUUUUGUACUUCCUAUUUUUCUGAAGUAAGUCUCUUAAUAAAUUCUCAUGUUUUAAUUGUCAA